Molecule: messenger RNA, 3480 nt
Organism: Euleptes europaea (tarantolino)
Lineage: Eukaryota; Metazoa; Chordata; Lepidosauria; Squamata; Sphaerodactylidae
Gene: ESCO1
Product: establishment of sister chromatid cohesion N-acetyltransferase 1
Exons: 10
Coding region: 104-3148 (1014 amino acids)
Biological process (GO): mitotic sister chromatid cohesion
Cellular component (GO): nucleus; chromatin
Molecular function (GO): protein-lysine-acetyltransferase activity
Source: RefSeq, a predicted model, not a curated record
AGGAGAUAUAUGCUACUCUCUUUGGAUGGAAAUUGAUAAGGAAUGUAUUUGGCACAGAAUAUUUUUCUUCUAUUGAGACUUUCACUUAUAACACAGUACCUAAAUGGCAGCACAGAAAAGAAAAUCUGUGCUAGUAGAACCUCCUGCUAAACAGAGGAAACUGGAUAAGAAUAGUAAAUUGGUCUCAACUAACAAAGGAAGAAAGUUGCUUGCUGCCAAACAUGUAUCAAAUAAAAAGGAAACAUUGAGGAAAGAAGUAAACAAAAUCUCUACCAAAACAAACAGGCCAGCUACAAAUAAAACAAUUACGAGGUCAUCUAUUAAAUCUGGACGCACCAAACAAACACAGAAAUGCUCCAAACUGGCUUCAGAUGAAUUAACAAAGAAACCCUGUAAAACAGCAUGUGUGAAAAGAAUAUCCUUAAAGUCUUUGGCUAGAUCUACAAAAACAUCUGUGAAAACCUCCAAAAUAAAUCAUGCUAGCUGUUUGGGCUCCAGAAAGACUUCUUCCAAGACAAGUUCUAGAGGGAAGGGGAAACCCAUUGCCAUCACAAGUAAAACCUCGGUAGAAAGCAGGAGGAAAAAACUGAAGUCGUCUAUAGGUGUUAAAAAAUGUGCUGCUGAACUUUGCAAUAGGCGUUCAGCAAUGCGUUCUGCAGUUUCUCAUAAGAAUAUGAAUUCCCAAACAAAAUUGGUGAAGGAAAAUUCCAAGAAUGAUAAAACUACUAAAACUGGUAAACUUCUGAAAAGUUGCAGUGCUAACGUAGAGGUACGGAAAAAUACUUCUACAAAAAACUCAGAUUCACAAAGCCCUGUACGGACACAGGCUAAAAAUAGGUGUGACAAAAAAACUUGUGAAUCUGACCAUGGAAUGCGGAGAACUACAAGGUCAACCGUUAGUAAUUGUAACAAAAAUUCAGUCAAAAUUAAGCAAGAAAAGUUACAAAAUUUCAGAAAAACAAAGGCAGCAUUACAGCAGGCGAUACAGGAACUUCCUAAGUUACAGCAGUCUGUUGCGCAUGACGACCAUCUAACUAGAAGAUCAUUGAGAUUGCAGCAAUUAUCUGACGUGCCUAAAAUAUCCUUACGUAGCAGAAAAAUUAAAGAUGGAAAUUUAUCUGCAGACAAACAGCACUCCCAAAUGAAAAAACAGCUUUCACAUAUUAAAAAUGAAAAGCAGAAGUCUGUAAAACAGAAUAUGGAACAAAAACCUGUGAAAAAUGAUGAAUGUAAAAAUAAAAGGAAAGAAAAAUUAAAUUUAGAGAAAAUGAGUUCUUUGAAAGAAAAACGUAAUGAAGUGGAUCCUAAAGUUACUUACUUGAUUACUUCUCAAGAUAAACUUGGAGAAUCAAAAAGUAGUCUUGACAGCAAUCCUCAAGAAUCUGUGAAUGAACCUGUCAAUGCAGUUUCCUGCUCUGUGAAAUCAACCAGCAGUAUAGUAAAUAAGAAAAAAGAGCCAAUGCACAAAAAUGGAAAAAUCAGUGUAAAAGCAAAGAGAAUUUUGCUGGCACCUCUGAGUCCAAAACCUUCUCAUCAAUCAGAAGAUGUGAUGAAGUCUAGAAAGAUUAGUAUUCUUGAGCUGUGUGAAGAAAUUGCGGGUGAGAUUGAGUCAGACACAGUGGAAGUCAAAAGAGAAUCUAACACUGAGUGUGGAAAAGAAGAAGAAAAAGAUGCAGUAGCGGAGUUGGCACAGACUGCAAUUCUCCCUGAAGAGGAAACCAAACAGAACUUUCAACGCAAGCGUUUUUUCCCAAGCAAAAAAGGAACAUCUGUUAAAUGCAUAGUGAACGGCAGACGUAGCGCUACAAACAAGAACUCUAAGUGGACCAAAAUAAAAUUGACCAAGUCUAAUCAUGUGAGCCAAAGUAUCCCAAAUUCCCCAUGUACUCCAAAACUUGAUUUGUUAAAAUGUAAUGAUCCAGAGGGUGGGCAAGAAACAGCUCUGGAAAAGCACCUACCGGGAAUCCAGAAGAAAUUGACACAAUCGUACCAGGGUAGUAACGCAUCAUGUGAGCAGAAGAAUGCAGUUUGUUUGGACAGACUCCAAGCUAAAGAGACAAUGCCGUGUCCUGAACAUCUCACCAUACGGGCAACCAAAAAUGGCGUAUUGGAGGCAAAGCAAAUGCCAGAGCCAACUCCAGACGAGAGCUUUAACUUACACUUGGAUACAAGUCCGGAAAGUACACCAGUGAAAAUCACCGCCAACAGUGGAUCAGCGCCACCACCAGCAAAACAAGCAAAAAAAGAUACUGUAGAAAUCAAACCUCAAGUUCCGGCUCCCAAACAGUUGGUUCGGACUCUGUUCACAAAUAAAACCUCUGAGGCAGCUGAGAGCAGGGCAUGCUUGGCAAAGACAUCAGUAUCAAAAUGCGAUGGCUUCCUUUCAUCAGAAGAACAUAUUCAAAAACUAAGAGAAGCAGUCAAAGACGGUGAUAAGCAGCUAAUCAUAGAUGCAGGGCAAAAAAGGUUUGGAGCCAUUUCCUGCAGUAUUUGUGGAAUGCUUUAUACUGCUUCAAAUCCUGAGGAUGAAACACAACAUCUUCUCUUCCACAAUCAGUUUAUCUGUGCUGUAAAGUAUGUGGGCUGGAAAAAAGAAAGGAUUUUGGCUGAGUAUCCUGAUGGCAAGAUGAUAAUGGUACUUCCUGAUGAUCCAAAGUAUGCACUGAGAAAGGUCGAUGAGAUCAGAGAGAUGGUAGAUAACGAUCUUGGAUUUCAGCAAGCUCCUCUUACAUGUUCCAGAGCAAAGACACUCUUAUUUAUUUCAAAUGAUAAAAAAGUAGCUGGCUGUUUAAUUGCAGAGCAUAUCCAAUGGGGUUAUAGAGUUAUAGAAGAAAAAAUUCCAGAGGUUGGUUCUGAAAAUGAGAAGGUCAUCUUCGAAAGGCAGAAAGCUUGGUGCUGCUCAACAUCUCCUGAGCCUGCAAUAUGUGGCAUUAGUCGCAUCUGGGUGUUUAGCCUGAUGCGAAGGAGGAAAAUAGCUUCUCGGAUGUUAGAAUGCCUUAGGAGUAACUUUAUAUAUGGUUCAUAUUUGAGUAAAGAAGAAAUUGCUUUUUCUGAUCCUACUCCUGAUGGGAAACUCUUUGCAACACAGUACUGUGGUACUAGCCAAUUUCUGGUAUACAAUUUUCUCAGUGGACAACAACCUGCUUGAAGUGUAAAGCUUUACAGCAAACGGUAAUGAGAAACUGUUGUCAAUUUAUUGCCUGGCUGCAGAUUUUUUGACCAAGAGAAUGGGACACUUUUCGCUAGCAGCGAACUCAGGACUAGUAUCAACCGAAAGGUUGUGCUUUGUAUUUUGUUAAAAGUGUAAACAUUACAGAAAUUAGGAUAAUUUUUAAAAGAUAUUUUUAUAAACAUUUGAUGUAUUACCUAGUUUAGUCAUGUUUACAUGCAGCAGAAUUGUUCAUAGUGGACUGUCAACGAGUUCAAGAGCUGUGGUCGCCUUAAAGUAUAUUUUGAAGUUCACAAUGCAGCCACAUACCA